AUAGAUAUUAAGAACACUAAAAAUAUUAAUCUUACUAGAAUUAUCCUAUACAAUUCAUUUUAAAUUGAUCAAUAUACUUUCAUUGGCCAUAUUGAUUUUAUUAGUACAAAUAACAUUAGGUAGAUAAAUCAUAGACACUUAAUAAGGAUUUGACUAUUCUUUAACUACCUUGGGCCUAAUCUACUUUCUAAAACAAAUAACACAUAGCUUUAUAUAUUGUAUAGAAUAUAGUAAUAUUAUAUAGUAUUAUACUUAUACAAUAAUACUAAAAACAAACCAAACUGAAAUAUAAUAUAUAUCGAAAAUGCUAUAAACCAUUACAGACAAAAUAUAUUAGACCUCAGGGAUAAAAUUCAAUUUCAAAUUAUGUAAUAAUUAUUUUAAAAAAUUAAACUUCGUAAUGUACAAAAAACAUAAGUUUUAUAUCAAAUUUUGUGUUAUAACAAAAAGACACAACUCGCGCUUGCAAAAUAUUAUUUUUACAUACGAAAGACAGUUUUGGUACUGUUUUUUAAACACAAAAUUGAAUUAUACAAACUCGAUACUACAAAAAACUAAACAAUACAGAAUACAUUUUAAAAAUAAAACCCGUGCGGGUGCGCAUGGUCUUUGCGAAAAUCAUAGAUAUGUUUAUAUAAUAUAUAAAUAUAUUAUGUUACACAUAUUUUCAUAUAAAUAACACCCCAAUGUAAGUUUUGUAUGAUAAAUAUUGAAAAUACAAAAUAUAGCACUAUAUAUUUAAAAUAAUAUAUAAAAAAUCUACUUUACAUUAUCAUAAAUUUUAAAAAUCAAAUUUAGUAAUUAAAUACAUUGCUUAUUUAAACACAUUAGUACACAUUGUUAUUUAUCAAAAUUUUAUAUUAAUACACUUGCAAUCAUGUAUAACAUUUAGUACAAAUAAAGAUAAAAAAAUUGAUUCCCGCUCGGUCGAGUGGGUCAUGAUCUAGUUAAUAUAUUAAAUUGAGAGUGCUUGAUUCAUGCCAUCUAUUCCCCACCAGAUUUUUUAAUUUCGGUCAUUAACUAUAGCUCAUACUAAUCUGUGUACUAGUGAAGAACAAAACCCCAAUUUGUCUACAUAUAAGACAUCCAUAAUAAUUAACCAUAAUGAAAUCACGAAAGCACCACUAGAAACACCGUCACCUUGAGUUACAUAUUGAAUAUAAUCAUCAUGAAUUGGUUGUUUUCAACUUUCAAGUGAGAUUUAAUUAGAAGAAACAAAAAAUAGAAAUAGUAGCUUGGGAUGGAAACGUACGAUGAGUGGGUGAUAAAUAAAUAAAUGCUAUAAAUACACUCAACGGCUUUCUCUCUUCAUCUAUUAUACACACCUACACGCACGAGUGAAAAGGAGAGAGAAAGAUGUUUGCAGUAGAGAAUGGGUUGCAGGGAGACCCAAGACUACAGGCCAUCUCCGACGCCAUUCGAGUCAUUCCUCACUUCCCAAAGACUGGAAUCAUGUUUCAAGACAUAACGACGCUGUUGCUAGAUCCAGUUGCCUUCAAACAUGUCGUUGAUAUCUUUGUAGAUCGUUACAAGCACAUGGACAUCUCUCUCGUCGCCGGCGUAGAGGCGAGAGGAUUCAUAUUUGGACCUCCCAUUGCAUUAGCCAUAGGUGCUAAAUUCAUCCCUCUACGUAAACCAGGAAAAUUACCCGGGAAAGUGAUAAGCGAAGAAUACGAGCUAGAGUAUGGAAACGAUCGUCUAGAGAUGAGUAUGGAGGCCGUUAAAUCCCGUGAAAGAGCUCUUGUCAUCGGCGAUUUAGUUGCCACUGGUGGAACACUCUCCGCUUCCAUUAAACUCUUGGAACGUGCUGGGGCCGAAGUUGUGGAAUGUGCCUGCGUUGUUGGUUUGCCUAAAUUCAAGGGGCAUUGUAAGCUAAAGGGAAAGCCAUUGUACGUUCUGGUGGAGCCUAGCCAGUUAGAUGAAAUAGCCUUUUAAGCCUGUUUUACUGAAGUCACCUCCAUGACUCCUAUAUCGUCAAGUUCCAACUUGAUGUAUUACUAUUAAGUUAUCAACGGUUAUGGCAAUAAUAGAAUCGAUUUGAUCAAUUUAUAUGUAACUAAAGAUUGUGUAAACCUUAUUAGACUCCAUGUGGAAUGACUCAUGCUAGUAACAAGCUACCUUGUAAUGUACUUUGUUCUACAUUGUUCAAAGCUUGUUUGUUUCA
Raphanus sativus (radish) is the source of this 2164-nucleotide messenger RNA. Its product is annotated as adenine phosphoribosyltransferase 2. Gene Ontology annotation, cellular component: cytoplasm; cytosol. Bases 1357 to 1935 code for a protein of 192 amino acids. The record is from RefSeq and is a predicted model, not a curated record. The transcript has 6 exons. Gene Ontology annotation, biological process: adenine salvage. Gene Ontology annotation, molecular function: adenine phosphoribosyltransferase activity. Lineage: Eukaryota; Viridiplantae; Streptophyta; Magnoliopsida; Brassicales; Brassicaceae.